Penaeus chinensis is the source of this 4790-nucleotide messenger RNA. Its product is annotated as zinc finger protein 331-like. NCBI's taxonomy places the organism in Eukaryota, Metazoa, Arthropoda, Malacostraca, Decapoda, Penaeidae. The record is from RefSeq and is a predicted model, not a curated record. The transcript is spliced from 3 exons. Gene Ontology annotation, molecular function: DNA-binding transcription factor activity; RNA polymerase II cis-regulatory region sequence-specific DNA binding; zinc ion binding. The coding region runs from base 73 to 1959 and encodes 628 amino acids. Gene Ontology annotation, biological process: regulation of transcription by RNA polymerase II.
GAUGAGGCUGCCAGAUGUCGCUUUGUUUUGAUUAACAAUGGAGCCUUUAGUCGCCCUGCUAAUAAAUUAAAAAUGAUGUCCAGCGCACAAGACAUAGAUGAUGGGUCAUACAAGCCGCUCAUACAAAUAAUCGACCCAGUUAUUCCUGAAGAAUGUGCAACAAUUACUGUGGAGGAAGAUGGCAGUGGCAACAUUCAAAACAAGACUACUACAUCUCCCUGCCUUAUGUGUGGCUCAUCAGAUGGCAGCAUUAGUGCAUUUGCAAGGAUUGGCAACAGUGGGGAUGACACAGAACCCCUUAUUAAUGUGCUAAGCUCGAUUUUGAGGAAGGCUGUGGUUGACAUUCCCUUACACACUGAAGUCGUGUGUACAAAAUGUUUUAAGAAGUUUGAAGUCAUUCUCAAAUUACAAAACAAGCUUGUGGAAAUCUGUCGAGAUGUUAUCCAUUCCUUCAACAAGGCGGUGACACAGUUUGUGAAAACAGUCACUUUAAAAUCAGAAGACAGUAAUGCCAUACCCAUGAUAGGUGAUAUCAACACAACGAAAAGUGAGUGUGGUAUUGUUCUUAGAGCUCUGUCCUUGGCCAACACAAAGAAAUCAGAAAAGAAGCAGGACACUAAAUAUGAGAGAAAGUAUAAGUGUCAAGUUUGUGAUAAAUCUUUCAUAGCUUACAGCCACAGAGUGGAACACAUGCUCACUCACACAAAAGAAAAAGCAUUUAAAUGUGAUAUCUGUGGCAUUCUUACAAGUACCAGAUCCAACCUUACUAGACAUAAACAACAGCACACUAAAGAAUGUAUUUGUAGCAUAUGUAAUAGGAAACUGUGUAGUAAAGCUUCACUGAAAGACCAUAUGAAAAUCCAUAAUAAUGACAAACCGCAUCAUUGUCAGUACUGUGGGAAAAGUUUUACCAGGUUUCAACAUAGGCAGGUACAUGAGAAGCUACACAAAAUAGAUGAGUCAGGUGCUUUUCAAUGCAAUAUUUGUGAGAAACGUUUUGUGAUACAGUCCAGGUUGGCCAGGCACAUGUUAAUUCAUGAUAAAGAGAAACAGUUUGUAUGUCAAUUGUGUAAUAAAAAAUUUGCAAGGAAAGACGACCUGAAGAAUCAUGAACGCAGUCAUACUGGUGAAAGGCCCUACACUUGUAAGGAGUGUGGCAAAGCCUUCAGAUACAUAUCUAACUGUAGACACCAUAUGAAGAUACACAUGAAGGAGGCUGAUGGUCAUAGAUGCACUCACUGUAAUAUUUCUUUCCCAUCAGAAGCAAAAUAUGAAUAUCAUUUAAAAACUCGCAACCACAAAAAGAAGGUGUCGGAAUCAGUAUUUGGCUCUGCAGAUGACGUGCACUGCAAUACUUGCAACACCUCCUUUAUUCCAGCAGAUUUCAUGAAGCACAAGGCAACAUGUUCAGGAAAGAUCCUGAAACAAGAAACAUCUGAAGAACAACUGUAUUGUAGAAUAUGCUGCUUGACCUUUGAUCACCUUGAACAGCUAACAGAGCAUUCUCUCCAUGCUCACCACAUGGAGGGGAGUGCUCUCUCACAGGUUAAUGAUACUGGUAUUAUUAUUUCUCCAGUAGAUGGAGGGGAAGAGUUAGUGAGUCUGACUAUGACAGAAGGUGUCAACAUGGUUGUAUCAGUAGAACCAAGCAAUAGAACGUUGGAGAUUCCUGUGGUCCAAGCAGAAUCUGCUGCAACAGCCUCUCUCCUGCCCACUUCAACCCUUAUAAGUGGACCAAGCACAGUUCUUACAGAGUGUUUAGGAAAUGGGACUACAAAUCUUGUAUCAAAUGCAGGGGUAACAAGUGGAGAACUAACAGAGAUUACAGGCGGAUCUGGAAUAGUAAGUGGUGAAGUAGUUGGUCAAGCUACAAUUGAACAUACUAUUAAUGCCAAUGAUACGGUCACCAUUUUAAACCCCAGUACGAUUUUCAAGAUCAGUGACUGGGGUAUACAUUAGUUUAUAUCAAGAGGAAGACAAAAAGAUUUUGAAGUUCAAACAUAAUCCAUAAAAUAUGACUACCAUCAGAGCUCAAUCUAAAACUUUUAAGGAUUUGACUUUCACCCAUUUUAUUUCAGUGUUAUCUGUUUUCUUCUCAUUGUUUAAUAUGUGAUAUUCAUUCAUUUUUAAUAUUUUUUCCCAGUCAACAUUUGCUUUGCUUGGCCCAUCUGCAUGUUUUCCCAUAGGUACUCCCAAUACUGUGAUUUUUUCUAUACUUACUGUGUAAUUUUUUCCCCAUUUCAUCUAUUAUUGUAUACCUAUUCAAAUGAAACCAAAGUUUUAGAAAUGAAGUUCAUUUUGUCCUCAUUUAUCAACAUUUUCCAAAAUUUUGGUUCUCUUCUCCACCUGGUACACAAAUGUAGUUUUAUAGAAUCCCUCCCAGCAUACAUAAAAAAUAACAAAAACCUAUUGUGGACAUCACAUGUCCUUAGUACCAAUGGGUCAAACAACUGACUCCAUCCUGCCCUCUUGUUUGUAAACAUGGGAUUUUCAGGAUAUCUCCUCCCUCCCUUCUUUGUAAAUAUGCAAAGUGACCCCCAGUGUAAUUUGUACUGCAAGUUUUUAUGCAAUUUAGUUUUCCCUUUUGAUAAUACUCAUUUGCCAGAUUUGUAAGAUUCUGAAUUUUUUCUGUGAUUUCUUCUCACAUUUAGCAAAGCAUAAUAACAUGUAAUUAAAUUUAGGCAGUUUAUUUCAAUCUGUAAGCUGGGCCAAUAGAUGUUUUGCAUGUUGCUCUAUUUUUGUUUUAGUAUUGAUUAUUGUUAAAGGUUUUAAAGACUAUUUAGAUAUUUUCAUCAGUAUUCUCUUUGGCAACUUAAAAGGCUAAGUCAUGGCUUUUAUGAUGUGCAGCUAUUUUGCAGCUAUACUUAGAAAUUUUCUUUAUUCCCUAUUGAAGAAAGCUCAAAAACAUAUACCAAACAUUCUUCUCAUUUUGGCUAUGAUUAACUAGUGAUUAGAAUCAAGUUCUCUUUUGGGGGAUGUUAAUUUUUAGCUAAGUUUGAAUCCUCAUAGACAUUGAUGCCAAAAUGUUCAGUUUAUUUACAUGCAAAAAUUGAUAAUAAAAGACAUUACUGGAGAUGGUAGUUUUCAAACUUUUUAGUUUGUAUCUAUCUUUAUCAAGACAUUCAGUCUUGGUAAAGUUUUGAAACAACAGUCAAGCAUUCCUAAGUUCACUGAUUUCACAUGUUAUAUUAUAUCCUAUUUCUUUUAAAGGGUUAUACCCUACAUCUUUUAUAGGGAAAGUACACAUAAUUUAACCCUUUCUGCAGCUGUUCUCCAAUUUUGUAUUUGUUUUACUUAGGUUUACCAAUGAAAAGAUGGUGUGACCAAAGGGGACAUUUAAAUAGGAUUUCAAUGAUGCAGAACUUUAUAUGUUUAUAAUUCCACUAGUAUGAUUGAACUUAAAGGGUUUUCUUAAUAUCAAAAAUUAAUUUGAAAUUUGUAGAUUUUUUAAUAACAGAAAUUGAUUGUAAUUGUUUACUGCUUCCUUAACUCCAAAGAAAAGUGAAUAUGGUUGUUUUUGUAGUAGUGGGUGAAUGAAUGUGUAGGUUUAUAUAUUUAUGUAUUUAGUAGAUUUCUAAGUUUGGAAACUGUGUAUUUAAUAUGUUAUGUGCCUUAGCUUGUCAGUUGGACAGCAGUUCUUAACCAGAGGGAUGUAAUUUCUAAGGGGCUGAUACUCAGAACAAAUGCUCGUUGUAUCUACCACAGUUAUUUUAGAGUUUUGAAAUUUACCUUACAGUUCUCAUUUAGCCUUAGGGAAUGUAAAGUAGUUGCAGGGUCCCAGAUCUGGAGUGCGAGGAGAAUGGCUCACAUGUUCAGCUCCUUCAGAAUGUCCACUGCUACAGUUAUGUGCAGCAUUAUUGUCUUGUGGAGGAUGCAGUGUUUCCAUCAGUUUGGGAAAAUAAAAAGUUGCAAACCAAUGGGUAGUGACUGUGGACUCUUAAACAUCUUGACCUGUAGAGCAGGAUCUUAUAGAAACACCCACUCAACUCUUCGACUUCAUAUUUUACUGAUGCAACCAGUUGCAUGUAACUAUGCUGUUCACAUAACUAUGAGCCUCUCUACUGAACUUGGUCAGCUGUUCCUUGUCCCAGUCCAUCCUGUUUGAUGUUUGUACAAAGGUAAAUGUGUAGAGAUUCUAGUGGACAAAUCACUUCACCACUCUAAGAUUAUUCUAUAAUAUUUCAAAUAUUUCAUUUAAAAUUAAGAUAGCUUAGAACCUAGGACCUGUUUCAUAAUGGGAACAGAGCAGAGGACCAAUUUCACCCCAGUACUGCUAAGAAUAUAAAAUGCCUACUGUACUUUUGUUUUGUGAAAUGUGUUUACACACGGAUGGCACCACUAGUGCUCAGCAACCAGUCACCUAAUGUCCCUUUUCCUUGAUUUUUUUGUUUUUUAUAAAACCUUUUAUUAUCAGAAUUGACAUUAUAAUUAAUACAAUGUUAACAAAAUUAAUGGUAAUUGGUGAGAUAGGUAAGACUAGUAACAAGUUCCUUGGUGACUAAGCACUUGUGGAGGCAUCUGUGAGUAAAAACAAUUAAUAAAUCAUACACACUGUGGACCCCAUUGGCAAUGGGUUAAGAUAGUUAAGAACUGCUGUCCUGACAGGAUGAAUGUGGUAAACUUCUCCUUUGGUGGUGAUAUUGCAAUUGUGAUUAUUAUCAUUAUUAUUAUCAUACUCAUGAAGAAUAAUGGACUGUAUAUUUUUUAUAUGCCUUUUGAUAUACUCAGAGAAACUAUACCUUAUGCUAUUUGUACUUUUAUAUUUUCUAGAUAAAUUCUUGAAAUUCCUA